Galeopterus variegatus (Sunda flying lemur) is the source of this 1579-nucleotide messenger RNA. RefSeq names its product Ras-related GTP binding A (gene RRAGA). Lineage: Eukaryota; Metazoa; Chordata; Mammalia; Dermoptera; Cynocephalidae. The transcript has a single exon. Gene Ontology annotation, molecular function: GTPase activity; GTP binding. The record is from RefSeq and is a predicted model, not a curated record. Gene Ontology annotation, cellular component: Gtr1-Gtr2 GTPase complex; nucleus; lysosome. The coding region runs from base 220 to 1161 and encodes 313 amino acids. Gene Ontology annotation, biological process: regulation of autophagy; positive regulation of TOR signaling; cellular response to amino acid stimulus.
GUUACAGCCGACCGGCCCCGGCCCUCUCCUCGGAGGAAGAGCCAGCCCCGCCGCGGCCUUCCCAGCCCCGAGCUCGCGCUCCCGGCUUCCCGGGCCGCACAGCUGCGCGGCGCGCCCACUGAGGCCCAGCCUGAGGAGCCCUCGCAGCCCUCGACCCCUCCCUCCGCGCUGCAGUUAGGCCGCGCCCUCAGGCCCAGUCCGCGGCGGCCCCGGCGGGUGAUGCCAAAUACGGCCAUGAAGAAAAAGGUGCUGCUGAUGGGGAAGAGCGGGUCGGGGAAGACCAGCAUGAGGUCCAUUAUCUUUGCAAACUAUAUUGCUCGCGACACCCAGCGCCUGGGUGCCACCAUUGAUGUGGAGCACUCCCAUGUCCGAUUCCUGGGGAACCUGGUGCUGAACCUGUGGGACUGUGGCGGUCAGGACACCUUCAUGGAAAACUACUUCACCAGCCAGAGAGACAACAUCUUCCGUAAUGUCGAGGUUUUGAUUUACGUGUUUGACGUGGAGAGCCGCGAACUGGAAAAGGACAUGCAUUACUACCAGUCUUGUCUGGAGGCCAUCCUCCAGAACUCUCCUGAUGCCAAAAUCUUCUGCCUGGUGCACAAAAUGGAUCUGGUUCAGGAGGAUCAGCGUGACCUGAUUUUUAAAGAGCGAGAGGAAGACCUGAGGCGUUUGUCUCGCCCACUGGAGUGCGCUUGUUUUCGAACAUCCAUCUGGGAUGAAACGCUCUACAAAGCCUGGUCCAGUAUUGUCUAUCAACUGAUUCCCAAUGUUCAGCAACUCGAGAUGAACCUAAGGAAUUUUGCCCAAAUUAUUGAAGCCGAUGAAGUUCUGCUGUUUGAGAGAGCUACGUUCUUGGUUAUUUCCCAUUACCAGUGCAAAGAGCAGCGUGACGUCCACCGAUUUGAGAAGAUCAGCAACAUCAUUAAGCAGUUCAAGCUGAGCUGCAGUAAAUUGGCCGCUUCUUUCCAGAGCAUGGAAGUUAGAAAUUCUAACUUCGCUGCUUUCAUCGACAUCUUCACAUCAAACACGUACGUGAUGGUGGUUAUGUCGGAUCCGUCGAUCCCUUCUGCAGCUACUCUGAUCAACAUUCGCAAUGCCAGGAAACACUUCGAGAAGCUGGAGAGAGUGGAUGGCCCCAAGCACAGUCUCCUUAUGCGUUGAAUAUGCCAAAUGCUCUUUCUAAAAAUGAGUUGCUUUUUUUUUUGCACCCCUCAUUUUUAAUAUUCAAUGUCGUGUGCUUAAAAGUGGGCUUUAAAUGUGUGCUUCUUACUACUUCCAUCUUUCUUCCUUACUCCCCAGUCUUUAAACGUUGGACGCUAUUUACUCAGCUAUCCAGUAGAGCUUCAAGAUGGCCUUUCUCAAAAGUUGGUAUGGUGUAACACUAAAGUAGGUGGUUUGUGUGUAUUCUGAUUACCUGGUUAUAGUAGAUAAUGCACAUCAAAGCCUUUACCAAUAUCUUCCCUGUAUUCCUUAUCAGAUUGCAAAGAUGGAAUGUUAUUUUAUCAGCAAGGUAUUAAAAUGCAUUUAUAAAUUCUUUGCUUCUAUUAUGAAUAAUAAACAUUUGCUGUUAGCAAUCUAA